GCUAAAUGGCUAAGGUGACAGAGCGGACGUGUAAUUGGCUCAUCCACAUGUCAGUCAUUGUUUAGCCCCGCCCCCAGAUGGCUCCCGUCGAGUGACGAAAGCAAGAGAGCGCAGGUGCACAGGCUGGGAACUGCAUCCAAACCACACCAAAUAAACCUCCUUUUAAGAUGGCCUCAGCAAAUGAUGCUCGAUAUGGACAAAAAGAGUCUGCGGAUCAGAACUUUGACUACAUGUUUAAGAUCCUGAUCAUUGGUAACAGCAGCGUCGGCAAAACCAGUUUCCUGUUCCGCUAUGCUGAUGACUCCUUCACACCCGCUUUCGUCAGCACUGUCGGCAUAGACUUCAAAGUGAAGACCAUCUACAGGAACGACAAGAGGAUAAAGCUCCAAAUAUGGGACACUGCUGGGCAGGAGAGGUACAGGACUAUCACCACAGCAUACUAUCGUGGAGCGAUGGGCUUCAUUCUGAUGUAUGACAUCACCAACGAGGAUUCCUUUAAUGCCGUUCAGGACUGGUCCACACAGAUUAAGACGUAUUCGUGGGACAAUGCUCAAGUGCAGCUGGUGGGAAAUAAGUGUGACAUGGAAGACGAGAGAGUGGUUGCUUCCCAGAGAGGAAGACAGCUGUCUGAACAGCUAGGCUUUGAGUUCUUUGAGGCCAGUGCCAAGGACAACAUUAACGUGAAGCAGGCAUUUGAGCGACUGGUGGACAUAAUCUGUGAGAGGAUGACAGAGAAUCCAGAGUUAGCGGAGCCGUCCACUACAGGAAACAGGCAGGGCCCUCAGCUCAGUGAGCAGCCGCAGCGCUCCCACAAAGACUGUGCUUGCUAAGGGUCUCUCACAACCUCUCCACCAUUCCCAGUGGAUUCAACAAUGGACGCUCUAGGAAAGAAAGCUUUGGUAAGAGAAGAGCUGAUGGGAUGCAGCUGAGAACCUGUCCUCUCUCUGUCCCUUUUGUGAGAUUGACAUCAGUGCGUUUCUGUUUCUCUUAUAUUGAUAUCAGUAACCAAUGCUCCUCUCAUUUCUUAAGAAUUUGAAUAAUUUAAUAACUUUUUGACUUUGGGGUUAAACUAAUUCCAGCGUGAAAUUGGGUGAAUCACAUUUUGUUUUGGUACACUGUUGCUAAAUGUUCAUGAGCGUUUCUAAGGUAUGUUUUUGGAUUCAUCAAGUUCAAAUUAUCAACACAAAUAUCCUCAACACAUUGCCAGGAGAUAUUUUAUUAUUCCCUAAACAGAAAAGGAUACAUUGGGACCAGGUUGUUUUGUGGAAGCCAUCAGCAUAAAGGCUCAUCCCAAGAUGAAAUGUAUGAAUGAAUCAAUUGUUCAUCAGUACUGUUUCGCUCUUAAUUUUUUAAUUAAAGAGUGAAAAUGAAAUGCACACUAAUUAAUUUGCUCCCUAUUAUUUUUUAAAUAACAGCAGGUGUAUUUUGUAAAACAUAUAUUAUAUUAUAUAAGCAAAAAUGGUAUAUGAUGGUGAUGAUAGAUGUAAUUAGGAAAAAAUAAUUAUGAUGUUCUUAAUUGCUGCUUGUUUUGUAAUAUCAAGUGUAUUUUCAGUUACAUGUUCUGCUUUUACUCCGGUUCCUACAUACAGGUGGUCUCAAACUCCUCAUUUUACCAUAAAGGAAGUGUGUGAGUGUGUGUGCAUGUUAGUAUGUCAUCCUAGUAUUUUGUAGAUGUUUAGUUUUUACAAGCAUAGAUGAGAAUUACUGCUGUUUUACGGGCUGAAAACACAAUAAAAACUUUAAUGAAAAGAGAAACUAAAUCAAAGAAUAGCAGCUAAUGAGUUUCUGGACUAGACUGUAUUUUGAAAAGACUGUAAUAUUAAAACAAAAUGCAUUGUGAUUUGCUUGAAGUUCUCAUUUAGGCAUUAGAAAACGGAUACUAUAUGCACUAGAGUAUUAACAUAUGUAAAUGCACACAAUAAUGUUAAUUUUGUUAGGUAAUUAGGUAUGUUGAGUUACUGCAUUAUUUAUUGCUUAUUUAUUUAAAUGUGUUUUUUCGUUGGUGUAUGUGUUCUGUGUUAGAUUAAGAGGGCUUAUACUUAUAGAACAGUUUUUAAACACAAAAGGCAAUGAAGGUUUGUAAAAGUAUGUGUUGAUUUCCCCCUAUGCAAUUCAGAAGCUUUGUUAUACCAAAUAGUCACUGGAUAUGCAGGGAUAUUGUCUGUAUGGUAACUGAUGAUUUAUACCCUUCAUUUAAAACCUUUUUUACAGUCCAACAAAUAGCAAACCACUGGGAUUUCCUUUUUUAUACAGAGAAAUUUGACAAAAUAGUUUGCUUUUUAUGCAGAGUAAUCACUGUUAAAGUAGAAGCCAUAAAACUGAGUUUUGGUUUUGAUACUUUUUUUUUUGUUUUUUUGUAGUAGGCAUUUUGAGUAUUGUUUGUUUUGUAAUUGUACAGUAGUCAUUCAGUUCCAGCACUAUGACAUAUGUCAUUUUAAAAAUUUAAUUUUUUAAUUGAUAUACAUCAUGCUGUGUUUCACUCUGGGAGAUAAUGGUAAGAAUAAACCACUGUAUUAGCAAGUGAUACAAGCACGACACUGUCAUGAGUUCUGUGAGAAUCAAGUGACCACUUGCAUCCGUUUUUUGAGUUCAAUAAAAAGCUAUGUUUGAAAUC
Cyprinus carpio (common carp) is the source of this 2614-nucleotide messenger RNA. RefSeq names its product ras-related protein Rab-3A-like. Gene Ontology annotation, molecular function: GTPase activity; GTP binding. Gene Ontology annotation, cellular component: endosome; synaptic vesicle membrane; axon. Lineage: Eukaryota; Metazoa; Chordata; Actinopteri; Cypriniformes; Cyprinidae. The record is from RefSeq and is a predicted model, not a curated record. Gene Ontology annotation, biological process: regulation of exocytosis; protein localization to plasma membrane; maintenance of presynaptic active zone structure.